AUGGAUACAAGUUGGAUCGAUCUACCCACUGGCCACCCUAAAUAUAUCGAUGGAUGUAUGCAAUUCAUUGAGUUUGCCAAGCAAGAUCUAGUCCUAGGAAAAAUUAGAUGCCCAUGUAAGAACUGUAAGGUGGAUAAAUGGUUUCCGAUAAAUGAAGUAGAGAGACAUAUUUUGUUUAAAGGGUUUUAUAAGUCUUAUAAGAAUUGGAUCUUUCAUGGGAAAGGGGAUAUGGUUCAGCGUAUGUUUGAGAGUGAUGGAGGGAGUACUAGUGAAGGAUUCCCCGGUAAUCAAAGUGGGUUUAUUGGUCGAGAUAAUAUGGGGGGACUAUUAAGAUCAGCUUUUAGUGUUAAUAUGCCUCCCAAUUGCCAAACUUUUGAAGCACAAGAGGAUGAUGAAUGGAUUGAGGAACCAGUGACAUAUGUAACAGAUGUUGAAUAUGAUGAUUCUACAAUAGAAGAAGAUGCGACAUAUAAGAAGUUACUUGAAGCUUCUGAGGAGAGAUUAUACGAGGGGUAUGCAUUUCCUCAAAUACUUGAUUUUCCCUCGUCUUAUUAUUACAGUAAGAAAAUGAUAAAAGAAUUGGGACGUUGGUAUGAAAAAAUUGAUGCUUGUCCGAAUAAUUGUAUGUUGUAUUGGGGGGAAUUUUUAGAGAAAGACAAGUGUCAUGUUUGUGGUACAUUAAGGUGGAAGAGAACUAAGGGUAUGAGUGGCGAUGUAAGUGAUGGAGAUACAAAUACAUUGAAGAGAAGUGUCCCAGCUAAGGUAAUGCGAUAUUUUCCUCUUAUCCCGAGGCUAAAAAGAAUCUACAUGUCAUCAGAAACAGCGGAAGAGAUGAGAUGGCAUGAUACAGAGAGAUUGGGUGAACAUGAUAAGAAGAUUUUGAGGCAUCCAUCGGAUGCCUUAGCUUGGAAAGCAUUUGAUGAGCGUCAUAGCGAUUUUGCAUUAGACCCUCGCAGUGUUCGAUUAGGUCUUGCGAGUGAUGGGUUUAAUCCUUAUCGUUUAAUGAACACCUCUUAUAGUACGUGGCCGGUGAUGUUGAUUCCUUAUAACCUUCCACCAUGGUUAUGUAUGAAACCAUCUUCUUUCAUUUUAUCCACACUUAUUCCCGGAAAAACAAGUCCCGGAAUUUAUAUUGAUGUGUAUCUGCAACCGUUAGUGCAUGAAUUGAAAUUGUUGUGGACGGGGGUUGAAGCUUUUGAUGCUUUUGGUAGAGAGAAAUUUAAUUUGUGA
Messenger RNA from Spinacia oleracea (spinach), 1230 nucleotides. RefSeq lists its product as uncharacterized. The coding region runs from base 1 to 1230 and encodes 409 amino acids. The transcript is spliced from 2 exons. The record is from RefSeq and is a predicted model, not a curated record. Lineage: Eukaryota; Viridiplantae; Streptophyta; Magnoliopsida; Caryophyllales; Amaranthaceae.